AUGUUUAUCAAUGCACCCACCAUUUCUCAAACGGCUGCCCUGAAAUGCUGGGAAUCCGAGACGAUUGCAGAAUUGGAACAACACGUGCAAAAGUAUCAAAAGAGUCGGACCAUUAUCCUGGAUUACUUGCAACAAAUUCCAGAGUUUUCGCAAGAGGGAAAGAAGAAUGUAGCACCGCCAGAUGGUGGAUUCUAUGUCUAUGUGGAUCUAGGCGACGAGAAUGUGGCUCCUGGCCAUGGAAGUGUGGCCAUGUGUCAAGCUCUGUUGGAAGAAUGUCACGUGGCAUUCACACCGGGGACCGACUUUGAAAGUUUGCCACAAAUUGGGGAUCGACGAUUUCGAAUCAGUUAUGCAGGAGGAGUUGAAACGGCAACGGAAGGGCUAAAGCAAUUUGUUGAAUUCUGGCCAAAAUGGUUGGAACGAGUAAAGAAGGCGCAGUAA
Messenger RNA from Cylindrotheca closterium, 441 nucleotides. NCBI's taxonomy places the organism in Eukaryota, Bacillariophyta, Bacillariophyceae, Bacillariales, Bacillariaceae. The record is from the annotation of a GenBank genome assembly.